UUGUUUACGUAUCGAAACAACAUCAACAUCCACUCUCGAUUUGUGAACGUUUUAGCUAUAUAGAACACUUUUGCUCUCCUCAUUAUUGCCUAUGUUGUAAUAUGCUCACCAGCUGAUAUGUUGUGACCAGAUUGGUCUUGAUUUUACAAGCUAACCGGACUGUGAUAUGUGCUUGAUCUAUGGUGGAGAUGUACGGCCAACCCCAACUCAUACCUGGCGUCGUUCGGAAAGCGUCUGUUGCUUUACCAACGACCUCUUCCUGCAACGUAAAUAAUGCUAAAGCACCUACUCCGCAAAAUGGCCUCAUUCCCGGUAGUAUAAAACCAGCAACUUCCACCGCAACCUUUCUCCAAAAGCCAACGACGGCUUCUGUACCUGCUCCUAGUCCAGAAACAACGACCAACACUGACCAGCUUACCAACCAAGCGGUAGAUGAAAUCCUUCGCGAAACACGGCUAGGAAAGCUGCGCGCUGAUGAGUACGGGUCCACCGCUUGGCGCCCAUGCCCGUUACGGAAAACGAACAAACGGUUUCUCAACCGCACGCUACUAUCGAUGGUUAAUCACAAUAACCGGGUAAAGCAGAAGACUUCACAUCGUUCCCGCCUUAAGCUGACCGAACUGGUGCGAAAAGGAAGUGAGGACCGACAAAAAAAGGAGAGUAAAACUUCUAAGGCUAAUACAAACAAAGAGACCGAUAAAUCCUUGCCAGUAAUCAAUCUGAUCGACGAUAGCGAUUGAUUGAAUUUAAUGUACAGAAAUUACUGUUCUAUGAUACAGAGUGUGUCCAGGUGUAACUACUAGAAAUUAACACAGGUUCUUCGAAUAAGGUGUACUAUAGUACAAAAAAAAAUCGAUUGUUAUUUUGAUGUAGGCUCUUAUUUUUUCCAACGGACAGCACAAAGAUCAUAUCAUCUCAUAGAACGUUUAAGGGUAAAAACGCUCCAGGAUAUUUUUUCUUCGUAAUCAAAGACCAAUGUGACAAUCUGGUGCUGGUUGAAUGGCGGAUUUCAAAAAAAUCUUGCCUUCUACACUUAAUUACCUUUGACCAUUCGCUUAAAAAUAUUCAUAAUUAGAAGUGGAAGGUUCAAAAGGACUCAAAAGUGAAGAUCUUUCUCGUUUGAUUCAAAGAUCAGUCUAUUUACAAGAAACUACUACAUACGAGUAUGUUUGUUUCAAAAUAUGAAACAACAAUCGACUAGACUGGAGUAAUUGGAGCAGCAAGUGCCAAUUGUAAAAGAAACUACGAAGCAUAUAAACACCAUCGUGACCUGCAAUGAAGCAAUGUGAACAAUGCUUAGCAAUGUGUAGCAUAGAAGCAUCACGAGGAGGUACCCACUACUGCAAAAAAUAAAGAGUAAUUUUAUAUGUAAAAAAGACCUGGUGGAAAGUAUAUGUAAAAAGACGAAUUACGAACUUAAGGAUCAAGCAGAACCUUAACCAAAAAAUCCGUUUAAAACCAUCAAAAAUCUAACGUACGCAUUUAAAAAUUUGUUCAUAUUAUGAUUUAUAUUACAAUAUUUAAAAAAACAUGGAAAUAGUUGUA
Anopheles stephensi (Asian malaria mosquito) is the source of this 1545-nucleotide messenger RNA. RefSeq lists its product as uncharacterized. Lineage: Eukaryota; Metazoa; Arthropoda; Insecta; Diptera; Culicidae. The transcript is spliced from 2 exons. The coding region runs from base 180 to 740 and encodes 186 amino acids. The record is from RefSeq and is a predicted model, not a curated record.